CUCUCAGGACAAGUUGAGCAAUGUCUGUUGCCAGAGAAAAAAGGUCAGGUCAAAGUGUAGCUGACAACUUGAUACAAAAUCAUGGGACUUUCACAGACAUUUGUUACUUGUGAAGCACAGAGGAAUCAGAUGAGCGAAAGAGAGAAGGAGGGAGGGGGAGGGAGAGAGAGGGUCUUCCAUAUUUGCCAGCUUGCUUUACAUAAGCCCCUUCACAGGCCUGACUGAUGGAGACACAGAUGUGGAAGAGGAGCAGCUGUUCUGUGCUCUCAGGUGUAAUUAAGAAAGGGCUCGGUCACACAGAAAGGCCCCCGGGAGGCCCGACAGAGCGACAAGGAAUCAGCACGCCUCAGAGAACAGCAAGAUCUAGCAGCAGGCUUCCUUCAGCUUGUUACACGUCAGCGUGAAGGAUGUAGAGCCAGAGGGGGGGGCAGGAUGGAGUGCUCCUGGAAGACGGUGCUGCUGCUGGUGUGUGCGUCUCUGGGGGUCCAGUACACGGCUAUCCGCACCCUGAGGGACUCGCUGUCUGGACCCUGUCAGGGAGCCUACCACUGCCAGACCAGAUACCACAGAGAUUCCAGGUGGAGAGCCUUGUGCGAUGACAGUUGGAUGCCCGACGAGUCACCUCGGAAGCACAUCCUGCUGUUUGCCACGACUCGCAGUGGCUCCUCCUUCACCGGGCAGCUCCUCAACCAGCACCCAGGGAUAUUCUAUGUGUUUGAACCUCUUUACCAUGUCCAGCAGGCCUUCACCAACUCCAGCAGCAGACUACGUCGCACCCUGGACCGCCGGGCCUUACUGGGAGCAUACAGGGACCUCCUCCUCAACCUGUACACCUGUGACCUUCACUUCAUUGAGAAUUACAUCCGUCCGGAGCCCCAGGACCACGUCACAAAUGCCUUCUUCCGCAGAAGCUCCAGCCACGCCCUCUGUUCCCCUCCUGUGUGCUUGGAAGGAGGGGAUGUAGUGGCCUCCGAUCCGCCUGAUGAAACCUGGUGUCCUAAGAAGUGUGGGGCCCUGAACCUCACCUUAGCCUCUAUGUCAUGUCUGUCAAGGGGACAUAUAGCCAUAAAGACUGUGCGGGUCCCUGAGGUGGGGGACCUGCGUACCCUGACAGAAGAUCCACGUCUGGAUCUAAAGAUCAUCCACCUGGUGAGAGACCCCAGAGCCAUACUGGCCUCACGCAUGAUGGCGUUUUCAGAUCAAUUCCGUGCUUGGAAAAUAUGGAAUGCGACAGGACGGCAGCCUCGAUAUGUCGACCUGUCGCAGAUCACUAGCACCUGUAAGGACAUGGUGGCCUCUGCAGAAACAGGCCUGCAAAGACCGGCAUGGCUGCGUGGACGCUACCUGCUGGUGCGGUACGAGGACCUGGCGUUCAACCCGAAGGACAAGGCCUCUGAGAUCUACAGGUUUGUCGGGCUGGAGAUGGAGGACAGGGUGCGGAUGUGGAUUGCAAAGAACACCAACAGUAACAUGUCGUCUCCGUCUGAGUGGAACUACAGGUACUCCACCACCAGAGACUCCAGAGCCACAGCAGAGAGCUGGAGGCUUCGUCUCGGCUUUGACAUCGUGAGGACUGUGCAGAAUCUGUGCAAUGACACUCUGGCUCUGCUGGGAUAUAAGCAGGCUCACUCUGCAGCUGAACUCAGAAACUUGUCCCAGAGUUUGGUGGAACACAGGACCGUUCAACCAGUCACAUGGUAGAUUUGGUUAAAGGUUUAAAAGAAUCUUGCUGUCAUAUUUAUUUCUGCUGACUUUCCUCUCUGUCAUGAUGCUGAUAAAAUGAAUGUAAUUUAUCUUAUUUUUGAAUAAUGCCUAAUAAGUAAUUUAAUAUCACUUGUAUUUUCACUUUUUAUGAUUUUGUUAAAGAUAUUAAAAGUGCCAAAUUUCAAGUGUGUGUUAUGCUGGAAAAGGUAUUGAUCCAAAAUAAAGUCUAUACUGCUGUAUGUGUUGGUUGAAAACUCUCCUUGUACUUGUACAGCAAAACACAGCAUCCUGAUGUGAUUAAGUUAUAAUGCUGUUUUUUUUCAUGAUUCACUGUUCUCACAAUUUCAGUGUUUACACUGAAGUUUGUACGAGAAAAAAAGACACACAGGAAAAGAGGGGGAUUUAUUUGUAAAAGAAAAAAGAAAUUAUAGGGCUCGCCCCCUAAACGUCUCUAAUGCAUCUUGGAAAAGGAUUAUGUCACAUUGUAGGUAGAAAAUCCUCACUGGUGCAAUCUUCUGCAGCGCACAGCAGCUCUAAUUUCUAUGUGAAGAUGUCCAGAGUAUGAGAAUAUAUUUGUUUUUUCUUUACUAUAAACACUUAAAUUCUGUAAAUACUGAUUAACUGUUGCAUUUCAAGUGUGCAAAUGUUAUGUACUGGAUGUGUUUGGACAUCUUUGUCAGUGUAACUAUACUGUUUAUAUUUUUUAGACUUUUUAAAAUAAAUUAUUCAUAUGUAAGUAA
Siniperca chuatsi (mandarin fish) is the source of this 2444-nucleotide messenger RNA. Its product is annotated as Carbohydrate sulfotransferase 1-like. Lineage: Eukaryota; Metazoa; Chordata; Actinopteri; Centrarchiformes; Sinipercidae. The transcript is spliced from 3 exons. Gene Ontology annotation, biological process: N-acetylglucosamine metabolic process; keratan sulfate proteoglycan metabolic process. Gene Ontology annotation, molecular function: keratan sulfotransferase activity; N-acetylglucosamine 6-O-sulfotransferase activity. The coding region runs from base 433 to 1701 and encodes 422 amino acids. The record is from RefSeq and is a predicted model, not a curated record.